CUGUUUGUUUUCUCAUCACCUCAUCCGAUCAUUCACACACUGGCUGCCGGGAGUAGUUUGUGCGUAUGUUCACGGAGAUCAUUCUCAGCAGAUUCUGUGUAACGCUAUUCUGUGUGAAAGAAUGUCCUGCGGAGUCCCGCCCCGGUCGUGCGACUGUUUCGUGGCUCUCCCCCCCGGAUCCGAUGGGGAGCACGUCAUUUUCGGGAAGAACUCAGACCGGCCGCGGGACGAAGUCCAGGAGGUUGUCUAUUACCCCGCAGCCGCCCACGAGCCGGGGUCAAAGGUGGAGUGCACCUACAUUUCCAUCGAGCAGGCGGAGAGCACCCAUGCAGUGAUCCUGAGCAGGCCUGCCUGGCUGUGGGGAGCCGAGAUGGGGGCUAACGAGCACGGAGUCUGCAUCGGCAACGAGGCUGUGUGGACCAAGGUCCCAGUGGAGGAGGGGGAAGCCCUGCUGGGCAUGGACCUGGUCAGGCUGGGACUGGAGCGCGGCUGCACUGCGAAGGAGGCGCUGGACGUGAUCGCAGGCCUCGUGGAGCGCCACGGGCAGGGGGGGAACUGCCGGGAGGAGGCCACGCCCUUCAGCUACCACAACACCUUCCUGCUGGCAGACCGGGCAGAGGCUUGGGUGCUGGAGACGGCCGGGAGAGUGUGGGCAGCGCAGCGAGUGACCGCUGGAGUUAAGAACAUCUCGAACCAGCUGACGAUCGGGCAGGAGAUCUCCACGGAACACCCCGAGCUGCGGAGCCUGGCGCGGGCCGAGGGCUGGUGGAGCGGGGAGGGGGGGUUCAGCUUCUCUGAGGUUUACGCCCCUGUGAACCCCCCUGCCAGGAUGGAGGCAGCCAAACGGCGCUACUGCGGGGGAAAGGAACUGCUUAGCAAACACAACGGUUCUGUGAGUCUGGGGACCAUGCUGGAGAUCCUGCGGGAUAAGGCCAGCGGGAUCUGCAUGGAUUCCGGUGGAUUUCGUACCACGGCCAGCAUGGCCUCUAUCCUGCCCCGGGACCCCACCCUGCCCUGUGUGCACUUCUUCACAGCGACCCCCGACCCCUCCCGGUCCGUGUUUAAGCCCUUUCUUUUCGUGGAUCAGAUGACCUCCGUGCCCCAGGUGGUCUCCCCGAGGUUCGGAGCCGACGAUCCCGUGAAGAAGCUGCCGCGGUUCCAGAGCACCGUGGACCGGCGCCACGAGCUGUACCGCGCGCACCAGAACGCUCUAGAAACCAUGGAGAGCGAGCCGGGGCGGGGCUUGGAGCUCCACCAGACCAUGCGGGACCUGGAGAGGCAGGGCAUUGAUGACAUCGCAGAGAUGCUGAAAGGGGGCGUGGCCGUGGAUGCAGAGGAAGUGGCGGAUUUGUUCUUCGACUGCGUGGACACAGAGAUCAAGUUCUACCAGUCACUCUAGAACCGAUCCAGCUCAAGCAAAGGGAUUUCAGCUUCCUUCCUCCUUUCAGCCCCUGGCUAAUUGACAAUAGUGUAGCAUACUGCACUGCACUACACUGUACUGCACUGCACUGCACUCAGCCAGCCCCCUCCCUCUCCUCCCUACAGCUGCAGCCCUAAUAAUGACAGUCAGGUGCAUGAACAAAAUAAGCUCAACCCUAGAAACCCAGCCAACACUGCUGAAGGCAUUAGGCAGAUCGUUAGCCCGCUGUACUUGACUUAGGGUCGUAUUCAUAAAGCAUUAGCCCUAGGCGUGUUUGCUGGUGUGCUGCUGCCUUACAAAUGUCUUUGAGCUUGAUAACUUUGAGAGUUUAUUAAGAGAUCUUGGAUCGUGUUUGGUUCUUGUUUUAAAAAAUAAAAUUAAACACCGUAGGAAAGGAUUUGGGCUGUAUUCAUAAAGCCGUAGCAUGCCAGUGCACAUAGAGGACUUUUUACCCCUGAUUUUAUGUGUAAUAUUGUGGAUCCAUUCAGCCUGGAACAACGGCAAAAAUGCCACUGGGUCAUGUUAUCCUAGCACUGGUUAGAACACAGCAAUGACUCGGCAGCAAUUGCAUCCAUUGCUUUGCAAAGAUCUGUUUUUGUUCAGGCCGUAGCCAAUCAAAUGGCAAGAACAGAGGAGGGAGCAGUCUCAUUGGCUAACGAGCAUUCCAACCCGUGCAGAUGUGUCACCAUACCAGCACAGCUUGGAACUUCCAGAACCACUCUGUCCUAUUCAGUGGACAGCCCAUUCACUUUGGGAGGGGUGGGAUGGAGUGCCAUUUUCUAAGACUAAUAACACACUCCAGGGUGUCUAACCACACUUGGCUGUGCCCCUGGGUGUGCCAAUCUCUUGUACCGUAUUGGAACACCCUGUCUCUGGCUGUUGCUGUCCUAUACGCUGUUUAAUUGCAGUGGACAUCAUAUCUCCUGCAGCUUUCACUGUAUUAAGAUUGGAGCAAUGAUCAGCCAGCCAGUGUCCUACCAAAACAUUUCAAUGAUGUUUAUUGCUUGGAUGUAUUGCUUCAGGUGUUCAUUGCUGUUUAAAAUAUAUAUAUAUAUAUAUAUAUAUAUAAAUAUAAAUUAGCACCAGUGCUAAUAGUAGGGUUACCAUAAGAUUCAAAUGUUCUUUGGGACACUUCUAGCUUUUUAACUCAAACCCCAAUGCAUUCUGGAUACUUCUAGCAAUGCAUUCUGGUAAGUGUAGUCCUGCUUCUUUUAACCCCUUAAGGUACACAUAGAAUGGAGCGGUGGUUCAAGUGGUGGUGUCUUAAAGUACAUUUCAGAGGGACUGAAGAAUCGGAAGGAGCCCAGCAUUUCCAUCUCCUUUUGAAUUUUUGUUUAAUUUUUUUAUUUGCUGUAUAGAUUCGUUUCUCGCACGGAAUACCAACAAAAAUGUGAACUUGACUCGCGCACUAAAUUGAAGAUGUGUAAUCAGUAGUUUGUGAUGUGAUUUAUUUGUCGAGCCAGUGUAGCUGUGUUGUUCAUUAUUGUUCAAUUGAUGUGUCUAACAAUAAAUAGGAUAAUGAAUAAAGUAA
Acipenser ruthenus (sterlet) is the source of this 2951-nucleotide messenger RNA. RefSeq names its product secernin 2 (gene scrn2). The transcript is spliced from 9 exons. The record is from RefSeq and is a predicted model, not a curated record. Bases 122 to 1399 code for a protein of 425 amino acids. Gene Ontology annotation, biological process: proteolysis. Gene Ontology annotation, molecular function: cysteine-type exopeptidase activity; dipeptidase activity. NCBI's taxonomy places the organism in Eukaryota, Metazoa, Chordata, Actinopteri, Acipenseriformes, Acipenseridae.